Messenger RNA from Xenopus laevis (African clawed frog), 1450 nucleotides. RefSeq lists its product as uncharacterized. The transcript is spliced from 7 exons. Bases 30 to 977 code for a protein of 315 amino acids. Lineage: Eukaryota; Metazoa; Chordata; Amphibia; Anura; Pipidae. The record is from RefSeq and is a predicted model, not a curated record.
UUCAUUCUUUCCACAGAAAACACAAUCAUAUGAUGUCAAACCUACAUAUUGUUUUACGGAUUAUCCUUUUAGGACUUUACCAUCUGUGCUACUAUGCUACAUCAGCAGUAGCACAGGAAGAAGAGGCACAAAGUUAUUAUGAUGACGAUUCUCGGCAAGCCAUAAAUGCACAGGAUUAUAAUGAGGCAAACCAAAUCUCUUGGUCGGGAGAAUCCCAAUUCUCUAGGAGUCUAGACAUAAGAGAAGGCAUAUAUAUUAUUUCAAUAAUUAUCCUGAUUAUCCUUUCAACAAUAGGAGGUGUUGGAUGGCUUCUGUAUUUACACCUCAUGUUACGCCAACAACCUUUUUUCAUAAUGAAAACAAAUGAAUUACAAGGACAGGAUUUAAAGCAGGAAUCAAUGCAGGAAUCAAAGCAGGAAUCAAAGCUGCCUACAACAAGAAGGUAUGGGAGGCUUCUAUGCUUCAAUUGCUUUUUUUAUAGUUUUUUUUUAAUAAAGCUGAUCCCCAUUCCUAAAGUGCAUUUUGAGGAUGAAACAAAACCUGAGUCGGAAAAGGGCUUAUCUGAGGAAGAAGAAAUAGAAGAAGAAGAACCAAAGCAAGCAGCACCAUUGAAAGCACCCGUUGCUGCUAAAUAUUCACAGAUACAGUUUUAUAAAUGGAAAGAAAGGACCCAUUUGCAGAAGAAACAUGUAGUUCCAGGCAAAGAUUAUAUGCAACCCCUUACCAGAAUCACUCCUUGCCUCACAAUUUCUGAAUAUAAUGGGACAACAUUUUAUAAAUGGAAAGAGAAGACCUAUUCUGGGAAGGAACAAGCUUUACCAGGCAAAGCUGUAUUGAUGCCACAAAGGCCGUCACUUUCUACUGCCGAACAUGAGGCGAUAAACGUUCAUGAAUCACAAGAGAAGGCACAUUCUGAGAAGAAAGAAGUAGUUCCAGCCAAAGCCAAAGUGAAACACACUAAGAAAGUUCCUAAGUAGUCACCUAUGGCGAUUACUUCAUGAAUUUUGCUUUUGAUUCUGAAAGACAAGACAGAGCAUGUGCAUGGCCAAUUCUGGACGGGAGCCAUGCGGGUUGGUGGAGGGAGCUCUGGUUAGUGCUGAGCAAAAGCUGAGCACUAAAGCCAAGAAAUAAAAUCUGUUAAAAUUACUGUGAGUGGCUGUAUAGUGUUUUCUAUAUAUUUGUUUGGGUUGUUUUCUUUGUAUACUAAUGAAUGCUAACUAUGUUUGUACAUAAAAUCUGACAAAAUAAAUUUCCAAAAUACUACUUUCAUGUGUAAGGUCUCAUUAUUUUUCGAGGAGGAGGAGGGAUGCUGGUUUUAGGUGAGGACAAGUGGAAGGGUCUCUUAGAUAUCACAAAGGGUAGGGAGAGCAUUUUAAGUUACCAAUGAAUAAUGUAAAUAAUUUAUUUAAAUGAAUAAAGAAUGUAUUCCUGCUGUGUGCUUUAACCAGUA